UACGAUGGUUGUCAAAAUGGCGACAGUUUCGCCAAGAACGGGGUCUUUUGAGGUAUAUAUUCGUCAGCAGUGGUGUAAGGUGUUCGUGACUUUGAAUGAAGACAACGUUACGCUAGCAUUGGAUGAAAAUGUAAAUAACUCUUUACCCCUGAAUAUCAGCACGGAUAGUUCGACUACUAGUACCAAACAAGAUCAGCUACCUGAAUCCAUUGCCGGCCAAAAGCGACUUGUGAGAGUAAUUAAAGAAGAGCAAAAUGGACUUGGUAUUAGCAUCAAAGGAGGCAAAGAAAAUAAAAUGCCAAUACUCAUUAGUAAAAUCUUUAAAGGAAUGGCAGCAGAUAAAACAGAAAAGUUGUAUGUCGGUGAUGCCAUUUUAUCGGUCAAUGGCGAAGACCUUCGAGAGGCAACCCAUGACGAAGCAGUAAGAGCUCUCAAAAAAGCCAAGAAAAUUGUAGAACUCGAAGUUAAAUACAUCACAGAUUUCAGUCCCUGUUUUCGCAAGAUCUCAGCUUUAAAUGAAUUAGGAUGGGGGAGUCAGGAGGCCCAGAGGGAUGCAGCCCGAGCCAACUGGACGGAAACAAAAACAAUACCACUAAAACUGUGCUACCUGUGUAGAAAUCUUAGCAUGUCUGACCCAGAAAAACGUACCAUUGAAUUACAUUCACCAGAUGGAAAGUCUACUUGCAUUAUAAGGUUUCCAGAUGCAGCUAUUGCCAGUGACUGGUUUAAUGCCAUUCAUUCAAAUGUUACAUUAUUACUAAGCCAGUGUAUUGUGGAGGCCAAUCAGGUCAUGUCCUCAGCUCCAAACUCAAGAGAAAUUAAGCAUAUUGGUUGGCUCUCAGAACAGCUUGUGAAUGAGCAGGGAAGCCUGACAUGGAAGCCAGUGUUUAUAGCUUUAACAGACAAAGAUAUGCUUCUAUAUGACACGGCUCCUUGGAGUAAAGAGGAAUGGGCUACCCCAUUCCAAAGUCACCCACUUCUUGCCACAAGAUUAGUUCAUUCUGGUCGACUCAGCAAUCCAUCUUCUGGAACAGAUGUUCUGACAUUUGGUACAAGGUGUGGCACUCGUAUUGGAGUAGAGACACACAUAUUUCGUGUGGAGACACAGAGAGAUUUGGCUUACUGGUCUCGAGCCCUAGUCCAAGGUUCUCAUGGAGUUGCAGCCAUUAUCAAAGAAGUUACUUGCCCUGUGAAGUGGCAAGGUAGAGAUGCUAGACUCACAAUUCACUAUGACUCUGGGUUUACGCUCCAAACCAUUGCCCCCAGCGAGGGCCCUGAGGCCUCCACUUCAACCACCUCCACAGUGGCUUGGUCUUACCCAUACGAAAAGUUACGCAUUACUGGAGAUGAUGGACACAGACUGCUAUGGCUAGAAUUUGCGGAUGGAUCAGAACAGGAACUGGACCUUGGUACAUGUCCUAAACCAAUUGUCUUCGUUCUGCACACAUUUUUGUCAGCCAAAGUGAACAGACUGGGUCUGCUAACAGCUUCCGACUUGUCAUUUAGUCUCUGGAUAUCAUGGGAGCUGUCUCCCAGUAUUGAUCCAGAGGUCUACGUUCAAGAUCUUCUCUGGCCACCUGAUGUUGAGGAUGUGGCGCAAGCACUUGUUGACGAAUGUCUGUAUCUUGUUGGUGAUGGGUUACCCGCCAUGUCUUGGAUCUUGCUGCAUCAGCUUCCAGAUAAUCUCCCUGACGACGCUGUCGAAUGCUUUCUCGAAGUCGACAAAGGUCGUGUAGAAGGGAGACUGCCACUCUACGCAUUGCUCAAUAAUGAUACGCAGAGUAGCGAUAUGGAUGAUUCUUGUGAGUACCUUGCUGGGAAUGGACAUCAGCAUGAUUCCUCGCCAGUUGCUGCACUGGGAGAGGUUGCCUUUCUUCGGAAGCUUCACCAGGAUUUGAUUGCUUUGAUGAUCUCUGCCUUGGUUGGUGUAUUGAUGUUGAUGCUGAGGGGCUCUUCUUCUGGUGUUAUGUCGGGAUCUACUUGCGGUGGUGUCGGGAUCGAAAUUCCGUCAUUUCGCGGGAAAGUGUUGAUAAACAACAUAAAACUUCAAAAAAAAAAAAGAAAACACGUACUUGACUUGAAAAUGAGUAAUAAGCUUGUGAAAAAUUUAUCUCAGAAGUUAAAAGUAACAUCUCCAACAGUCUUAAGUAAGGCAGAGGAACUAACCCAGUUGUUAGACGUUAAAGUCGGGAGCCAGGCGCUGUCUGCUCUUAAUUUGACAGGUUCUUGUCCUGUUGUUAUGUGCUUGGAACUAGCAGCUAAUACCAUGGGGAAGUCCUUCAACAAGGAGGAAGCUUUAAAAUUAUCAGGAGUAAACAAGAAAGUCUAUACCAAUGGCCUGAAAGCAUUGGAGAGCAUGCUAGACCUUUCAACCAAUGUCACCAUAAAGGAUCUUGCCAUACAGUUUGGCUGCACACCUGCUACAGAGUUAGCAUCCAAAACUCUCAAAAGUUAUGAGGAGGAAUAUAAAUCCAAGUCCUGUACAGAGAUGGACUUUUCAUCUCCAAUGUUCCAAGCCACGGCUCUUUGUGCUGCAUGUAGGAAACUAAAGUUAAAAAUAGACAGGAAUAAACUGCGAGAGGUGUGCAGCAUAAAGAGAUCAACGUAUGACAGGCUGGUAACGGAAAUGGAAAUCCAUGCAGUGAAAAUGAUAGAGACAAAAACAUUUGAAAAACAGAAAAGAAGUAGAGGUCUCCUGGAUGAAGUGGAAAAACAUCUCAAAGAUGAGGGAAUAGCCAAGAAACAGAAGAACGAGGAAACUGAAGGGGAAGUGGACGAUUAUGAAGUCUGGAAGAAAAAGAUUUUGGUGGCUGUGGCAGAAGCAAAAGCCAAAGGGAAAUGAAUCUGAUUUAGUGUUGCAAUAGGAUAUACAAGAAACAGCUAUUAAUGAUAUAUGUAUCAAGAAGGUAGUCACAGUUUGCGAUGUACAAAGUUGUCAGUUUCAGACAGAUUCUUCAUAGGUCCAUUGUUGUUCAAAAAAGCUUUGUGAUUUGUCAGUCAUUUGGACAGUCAGAAUGCAUAUUACUGUUAACAUUGACUUCCAAUAACAUUUUCUAAAUAAACGGUCACCUGAGUUACUUUGAUGACCUAUUGCUAUU
Messenger RNA from Ostrea edulis (European flat oyster), 3098 nucleotides. Its product is annotated as beta-1-syntrophin-like. The record is from RefSeq and is a predicted model, not a curated record. Gene Ontology annotation, molecular function: DNA binding; protein binding; structural molecule activity. Lineage: Eukaryota; Metazoa; Mollusca; Bivalvia; Ostreida; Ostreidae. Gene Ontology annotation, cellular component: nuclear origin of replication recognition complex; intracellular anatomical structure; dystrophin-associated glycoprotein complex. Bases 5 to 2842 code for a protein of 945 amino acids. Gene Ontology annotation, biological process: DNA replication. The transcript is spliced from 18 exons.